UGGAGCGGCUCGGGGUCAGGGGAGGACGGUGGCCGGAGCCAAACGCGAGGGCGGCGCCCAGGGAUUGGAGCUGCACGGAAGAGGGCUGCUGGACUGAAGUUUAGACCCUGGGUGUCUGCCAUGGCCCCACACUGGGCUGUCUGGCUGCUGGCAGCAGGGCUGUGGGGCCUGGGCAUGGGGGCUGAGAUGUGGUGGAACCUUGUGCCCCGGAAGACAGUAUCUUCUGGGGAGCUGGUCACAGUAGUGAGGCGGUUCUCCCAGACAGGCAUCCAGGACUUCCUGACCCUGACCCUGACAGAACAUUCUGGCCUUUUAUAUGUGGGGGCCCGAGAGGCGCUGUUUGCCUUCAGCGUAGAGGCUCUGGAGCUGCAAGGAGUGAUCUCCUGGGAGGCUCCAGCUGAGAAGAAAAUCGAGUGUACCCAGAAAGGGAAAAGCAACCAGACCGAAUGCUUCAACUUCAUCCGCUUCCUCCAGCCGUACAAUGCGUCCCAUCUGUACGCCUGUGGUACCUAUGCUUUCCAGCCCAAGUGCACCUACAUCAACAUGCUCACGUUUACCUUGGACCGUGCAGAAUUUGAGGACGGGAAGGGCAAAUGCCCAUAUGACCCAGCUAAGGGCCACACCGGACUCCUUGUGGACGGUGAGCUGUAUUCGGCCACACUCAACAACUUCCUGGGCACAGAGCCGGUUAUCCUUCGCUACAUGGGGCCCCACCACUCCAUCAAGACAGAGUACCUGGCUUUUUGGCUGAAUGAACCCCACUUUGUAGGCUCCGCCUUUGUCCCUGAGAGUGUGGGGAGCUUCACAGGAGACGAUGACAAGAUCUACUUCUUCUUCAGUGAGCGGGCAGUGGAGUAUGACUGCUAUUCCGAGCAGGUGGUGGCUCGUGUGGCGCGCGUCUGUAAGGGCGACAUGGGGGGAGCACGGACCCUGCAGAAGAAGUGGACCACGUUCUUGAAGGCUCGGUUGGUGUGUUCAGCCCCGGACUGGAAGGUCUACUUCAACCAGCUGCGGGCGGUGCACACCCUGCUGGGCGCCUCUUGGCACAACACCACCUUCUUCGGGGUUUUUCAAGCGCGAUGGGGUGAUAUGGACCUGUCAGCAGUCUGUGAGUACCAGUUGGAACAGAUCCAGCAGGUGUUUGAGGGUCCCUACAAGGAGUACAGUGAGCAAGCCCAGAAGUGGGCCCGUUAUACUGACCCAGUACCCAGCCCUCGGCCCGGUUCGUGUAUCAACAACUGGCACCGAGACAAUGGCUACACCAGUUCUCUGGAGCUGCCCGACAACACCCUCAACUUCAUCAAGAAGCACCCACUGAUGGAGGACCCAGUGAAGCCUCGCUUGGGCCGCCCCCUGCUUGUGAAGAAGAACACUAACUUCACACACGUGGUGGCCGACAGGGUCCCAGGGCUUGAUGGCGCCACCUAUACAGUGCUGUUCAUUGGUACAGGAGAUGGUUGGCUGCUGAAAGCUGUGAGCCUGGGGCCCUGGAUCCACAUGAUAGAGGAGUUGCAGGUGUUUGACCAGGAGCCAGUGGAAAGUCUGGUGCUGUCUCAGAGCAAGAAGGUGCUCUUCGCUGGUUCCCGCUCUCAACUGGUUCAGCUGUCGCUGGCGGACUGCACAAAGUAUCGCUUCUGUGUAGACUGUGUCCUUGCCAGGGACCCCUACUGUGCCUGGAAUGUCAACACCAGCCGCUGUGUGGCCACCACCAGUGGUCACUCAGGGUCCCUUCUGGUCCAACAUGUGGCGAACUUGGACACUUCAAAGAUGUGUCACCAAUAUGGCAUUAAAAAAGCCAGACUUGUUCCCAAAAACAUCACUGUUGUGUCAGGCACAGACCUGGUCCUACCCUGCCACCUCUCAUCCAAUUUGGCUCAUGCCCACUGGACCUUCAAAGGCCGGGACCUGCCUGCAGAACAACCUGGCUCCUUCCUUUAUGACACGGGACUCCAGGCGCUGGUGGUGAUGGCCGCCCAGUCCCGCCACUCUGGGACCUAUCAUUGCUAUUCAGAGGAGCAGGGGACAAGACUCGCUGCAGAAAGCUACCUAGUUGCUGUUGUGGCCGGCUCGUCGGUGACCCUGGAGGCGCGGGCUCCCUUGGAAAACCUGGGGCUCGUGUGGCUUGCUGUGGUGGCCCUGGGGGCUGUUUGCCUGGUGCUGCUGCUGUUGGUCCUCUCACUCCGCCGGCGGCUUCGAGAAGAGCUAGAGAAGGGUGCCAAGGCAGCUGAGAGGACACUGGUGUACCCCCUGGAACUGCCCAAGGAGCCAGCCAGUCCCCCCUUCCGUCCUGGCCCGGAAACCGAUGAGAAACUUUGGGAUCCUGUCGGGUACUACUAUUCCGAUGGCUCUCUCAAGAUUGUGCCUGGUCACGCCCGGUGCCAGCCUGGGGGUGGGCCCCCUUCCCCACCUUCUGGCAUACCUGGCCAGCCCCUGCCUUCUCCAACUCGGCUCCACCUGGGAGGUGGUCGGAACUCAAAUGCCAAUGGUUAUGUGCGCUUACAGUUGGGUGGAGAGGACCGAGGAGGAUCUGGUCAUCCGCUGCCUGAGCUCGCUGAUGAAUUACGACGGAAACUACAGCAGCGCCAGCCACUGCCCGACUCCAACCCAGAGGAGUCGUCAGUAUGAGGGGACCCCCCCACCUCAUUGGCGGGGGGGUCUCACAGGAGGUGCACUCUUAACUUUUGCACAGGCACCAGCUACCUCAGGGACAUGGCAGGGGCAUUUGCUCUGCCUGGGACAGACACUGCCCAGCAUCUGCCCAGCCAUGAGGACCUGCUCAGCAUGGGCACUGCCACUUGGUGUGGCUCACCAGGGCAUCAGCCUCACAGGAGACACACCCUCCUCUGUGAAUUUCAGACAUGCGGGACCCCAGCAGCCAAAUCUUUACGAGGAAGAGGCUUCAAGAUGUGGGUGUAUUUGUGCAUAUAUGUGUUGGUGUGUAUUUGAUGGUGUGUGUGUGUGUGUGUAUGUGUGUGUGUGUGAGAGAGAGAGAGAGAGAGAGAGAACCUUUCUGUCUCUGUCAAGUCUUCCCUUGGCCUGGGGUCCUCCUGGUUGAGUCUUUGGAGCUAUGAAGGGGAAGGGGGUCACAGCACUUUGCUCCUCCUCCUACCCCCAGCUGUCCCAAGCAUGGGACGGUGAUGUACAUAUGGGGGAUGGGAUGGACAGGGUGUUGUACCCCUUUUGGGGGAGUG
Grammomys surdaster is the source of this 3191-nucleotide messenger RNA. RefSeq names its product semaphorin 4C (gene Sema4c). NCBI's taxonomy places the organism in Eukaryota, Metazoa, Chordata, Mammalia, Rodentia, Muridae. Gene Ontology annotation, molecular function: chemorepellent activity; semaphorin receptor binding. The transcript has 15 exons. The record is from RefSeq and is a predicted model, not a curated record. Gene Ontology annotation, biological process: neural crest cell migration; negative regulation of axon extension involved in axon guidance; negative chemotaxis. Bases 121 to 2625 code for a protein of 834 amino acids.